AUGUUCAUGCUUGCUUUGUGUCGAAUUACAUUACAUAUUUCUAUUAUUAGUAGUAAAAAAAGAAAAAUUCUGUCAUUUUGAAUGCAAAUGUAUGAAAUUUCAUGACUGUAGGAAAAAAAGAUGGAUAGAGAAACGGUUCUGAUCCAGUGUCUCAUGUCAAAAUUCAUGCCUGUAUAUGUCAUCGUCGUCAAAGCCCUGCUAACUAGACUCGCCGCUUAGGAAUGAAUGGAUGGCCCAAUUAAAGAAUUUUAGCUCAAAAGCACACAUUACUGCUGCUUCUUGAAGACAGUUUAUGCAUCCCAAUGGUGCAAGUCAACAAAGCUCUUGCGUACUGUCCCCUCCCUUUGCUUAACGAUGAAGGAUGAAUGCAACUGCUGAUUGGAUUUUUACCACUGUCCAAUCCACUUGCUUUUCUAGAUAUGAACUAUCCACAUGGUGGCCUCUCUUAUCAAUGGUUACAAUCACAGGACGUCUUUGGCACGUGUAUUUGAGGACUGAACAUGAAUAGAGCUUUUAUGCAGCCACCUGCAGACUGUUAUUCUUCUUGCAUUACAGAGGCAGGUUGCUGGGUUACAUACUACAGUGUGCCAGUACAAGCGUUGUGCACAUAUGGGCUCAUCUUUCAGAGGCCCUUAUUCAUAUCUUGCUGGGCCUCAUCGGUAGAUCCUUGACAGACCAAAAACCUACCCAUUCGACUAUCACAACCACCUAUAAGUUAACCUUUUUCAUGUGGCAUCCUCAUGGCCAAUAGGAAUUCAGGCUUGUUAAGUGCAGCUGAUUGACAGUCUAUGCACCUGGUUCUAUGAAAUGGAAGCUAAUGACACCAGUAAUGGUGGCAAUGAUCACAAGAGAAAGGUUCAUGAAGGGGUUAGCAACAGUUACGGUGCUGGAUUUGAAAAACCCACCAAGAGAAUCUAUUUUCCUUCGACAAGGCCAUCGAAAACACAGGUCAUGAACUUCCUCUUAGAUGAAAAUAAGCGCAGACUAAGCCGUCUUCUUCGCCAACUGGUGAGAGAGAGAAAUUGGAAGGAAGCGAGUGGGGUUGUGAGCAUGUUGUUGAAAGGAACAUCUGAAAGGAGCCCUCCAUUUGUGCACCGGAGAAAAUAUUGGGCUGCUAUGGAGAUUCUCAGACAGUUUAAGAGCACUGCUAACAACGAAAAAAAUAUUAAGGGCAUCUAUGAAAGUUGGAUGAGUAAGCAUGGAUGGAAGCAGUACCAAAUGAAGAAAAGCUACAUGAUCCAGCUGGAGUUUGCGCUUUACUGUAUUAAACAAGGGAACAUUCAAGAUGCCUACAACACUAUCAAAUUCCUUGGGCAAGAUGUGGAAUCUGGAUCAGACCCAGUUGUAAAAUUGAUGGCUGGAUUGAUAUUAUAUCAGCUUUGGUAUUCAGGUAUUCCAAAAGAGAUGCAGUUGAACUUUCAGACAUUCAUGUCAUCGGAGGCCUUUGAAAUGGUUCCCAGUGAUGGUUUCUGUCUAAAACCUGAGCCAGUUGACUUUGACUCGGUUGAAUUUCGAGACAUGAAAAUUUCUCAGUGUGCUUCACAAGAAUCUGUUGGUAAUGAAGUAAAGAGCCCCUUGGAUACUAGCAGUGAUACACCAAUGAAACAGUCCCAUCAAGUUUUUCCUGAACACAACUUCUACAUGAAAAGAUCUGCUGAAAUGAGUGAACCUGAAGCCCCUUUUCCUACUUGGGACAACUUAGUACAUGAUAUUUCUUUCCCAUAUGGCUUGGACACAAGUUUGAUACCCAUAUGGUGGCGGCAAUCACCAGCAGAUACAGAGUACUACUCCGACUAUUUACAUAAGAACAAUGCUAAAGACUAUUAUAUUGGUGCAGUGAGGCAUUUAAAAGAUGCUCUUUAUUCAACUCCACCACUAUUGGCAGCCUUACUUCCUUUGAUACAGCUGUUAUUGCUCAAUGAUCAAGUCGAAGAGGCGCUAGAGGAGCUCAAGAAGUUCUGUAUCAAUUCAAAUGCGGUGCUUCCUUUUAGAUUAAGAGCUAUUCUUUUAGAGUGCUUUGGUAGGAAACAUCCCACAAUGCUUUCUACCUGCUAUGAGGAUGUCCUGAAGAAAGAUCCAAGAUGUAGCUCCUCACUAGCAGGCCUUAUCAGACUAUAUAAAAAUGUCCAAUUCUUUUUUGUGAAUUUUCUUUUAGGAAGCUACAAUAUCGAACCACUACUGGGGAUGAUAGCUUUGCAUUUGGAUGCUACAUAUGCAACUUGUGACAUAUGGGGAGAGCUUGCUUCGUGCUUCCUUGAGCUUCAAACCAUGGCAAGACAUCCAUAUGAAGAAGAUCAGAUGUCAACUGUUCGACAAAUGAAUGAUGAUGAUGGCAUGGAAGUAUCUUUUAUUCCUCCCAAUACAAUUCCUGGAGUAUUUACUAAAGACCAGGAAAGAAAGUCAUGGAAGCUCCGUUGUAGAUGGUGGGCCACACGCCACUUCAGCAAGAAUACCUAUCUCUCAGAGAUGCAAGCGGGUGACUGGCAGCUCUUAACUUUCAAGGCAGCAUGCGUGGCCCACCUCUAUGAUCAGAAUUUUGAAUAUGCUCAAAAUGUUUUCAAUAGUCUAAAAGAGAAGAGCGAUAGAGAGCGGUUCUUGUUUUUGCAGAUGCAUUUCCGGAGAUCUAUGAAACUACUUGGAAAUUUGAAUAGAACAGCCUGAAAAGAUGAAACUAUUUAAGCAGUUUUCAUUCUAUUUCUAGUUAUGGGCGCUGAGGAUCAUCUUUCCCAGUGAUGCCCAUAUACAGGUAUGUAUACUGAGAGUACAGAUAUAUAACUCAAUAUUUUCCAAUGCAGUCAUUUUGAAAGUAGCCCUUGUGUAGAUACCGAGGAACGGAUAGCUAUUGCCAUAGAAUAAAUUGGAUUUACAGCUAUAGAAACAUUUGACUUGUAUACUUCAGUGCUGUAUGGUGUCAGUACAAAUACUUCGGCCUGAUACAAGUA
Molecule: messenger RNA, 2942 nt
Organism: Magnolia sinica
Lineage: Eukaryota; Viridiplantae; Streptophyta; Magnoliopsida; Magnoliales; Magnoliaceae
Exons: 12
Coding region: 808-2661 (617 amino acids)
Biological process (GO): transcription by RNA polymerase I
Cellular component (GO): RNA polymerase I transcription regulator complex
Source: RefSeq, a predicted model, not a curated record